Molecule: messenger RNA, 576 nt
Organism: Musa acuminata AAA Group (dessert banana)
Lineage: Eukaryota; Viridiplantae; Streptophyta; Magnoliopsida; Zingiberales; Musaceae
Product: transcription factor TRY-like
Exons: 3
Coding region: 254-547 (97 amino acids)
Biological process (GO): regulation of DNA-templated transcription; cell differentiation
Cellular component (GO): nucleus
Molecular function (GO): transcription cis-regulatory region binding
Source: RefSeq, a predicted model, not a curated record
CACAGCAGAGUCGAAGGACGGCCAGGCCAAGGACUCAGGAAGGUGGGGAAGCUAUCUACAGGAGGAAUCAACUCCCAUAGUGGUCCUCCUUCAAGCUGAUCUAUCAUUGCAGCUGAUGAAAUAACGACGCUGCUUACAAUGCCAUCCGUUGCACGUACCAUAUAUUCCUUUUACCAAACGCCUUAAGGUUGUAUGCCUCCCUCCUCCCUUGGCAUCUGAAGCCACAAGUCACAGACAUCUUACUUCCUCUUCCAUGGACAAGCGGAUCCGCAGACUGCAGCAGGAGACCACCCACCGUGAAUCCGAAGAAGUCAGUAGCAAGGAGUGGGAGUUCAUCCACAUGUCGGAGCAAGAGGAAGACCUCAUCCGCAGGAUGUAUCGGCUUGUUGGCGACAGGUGGGAGCUCGUAGCAGGGCGAAUCCCGGGGAGGAAGGCGGAGGAGAUCGAGAGGUAUUGGAUAAUGAGGCAUGGCGAGAGCUUCGCGGAGAAGCGGCAGAAGAGGGAGGCAGGUGAGGGCGGGCGGUGUGAGGGAAGAAGAGCACCAUGAUGAUGAGGUGAUGCAGCUGCAGCUGCUGU